AUCAUUUCAGUUCUCUGAUUUUCUUCGUUUAAUUAUGGACAUAAUUAAGGCAGUGCAACUUUAUCUCGACAAGAUUGUCGCAGAAUGUGGUCCUGGCAUGAAAGUCCUGUUGAUGGACAAAGAAACGACGAGCAUAAUUUCGAUGGUUUUUAGUCAGUCGGAGAUGAUGCAAAAGGAUGUAUUCUUGUUCGAGCGGAUCGAUGGAGGUCGUUCCAAUGAACGCAUGAAAUAUCUCAAAUGUAUUGUUUUCUUACGACCCACCAGUGAAAACAUUUCCCGUCUCUGUGCUGAACUCGAAAACCCAAAAUAUGGCUCGUAUUACUUAUAUUUUAGCAACGUCCUGCCACGAACGGAUGUCAAAUUACUCGCCGAAAAAGACCAAAGUGAAAGUGUGAGAGAGAUCAAAGAGGUCUAUGCUGAUUAUCUCGCUGUCAAUCGAGAUUUAUUCUCGCUGAACAUUCCAACGAGCUUGAAUGCAUUAACGUGGAUCCCAUCCGCGUUGAAUCGCAGUGUUGACGGGAUUAUAAGUGUGUUGCUGUCGUUGAAAGUUCGUCCUUCGAUUCGAUACAGAUCGACAAGUACGCCAGCGCAGACAUUGGGCAAAAAAAUUUACGACAUGAUGAACAAAGAAACAGCUCUGUUCAGUUUUCGUCCACCGGAUGACGGAGUUCCGCCACCGCUAUUGUUGAUUUUAGACAGGAGAGACGAUCCGGUGACGCCCCUUUUGAACCAAUGGACAUAUCAAGCGAUGGUGCACGAGUUACUGACGAUCAAUAACAAUCGCGUGGACUUGUCAAAAGUCAAAGAUGUCCCCAAAGAAUUAAAAGAAGUCGUUUUGAGUGCGGAUCAGGAUGAGGUUUACGCGAAAAACUUGUAUUCUAACUUUGGAGAGAUUGCCAAUGUGAUUAAAACGAUGAUGGAUGAGUUUCAGGUCAAAGCAAAAGACCAACGGAAAAUCGAAAGUAUUGCAGACAUGAAAAAUUUCGUCGAAACGUAUCCGCAAUUCAAGAAAAUGAGUGGAACUGUGACGAAACAUCUCGUAGUCAUCAGUGAAUUAUCGCUGCAAGUGAACAAACAGAAUUUGUUUGAAAUUUCAGAACUCGAGCAAGAAAUCGCUUGUCGUUCGGAUCAUUCGGCCCAAUUACAGCGAGUCACCAAACUAAUUUCUGACGAAAAUGUGAGUUUGCAUAAUGCAUUGCGACUCGUGCUAUUGUAUGCCUUGCGGUAUGAACGUCACGCAAAUUGCGGAACAGCAGGAUUGUUGCAAAAAAUCAAAGCUCGCGGUGGCAAAGCAUUUCUAGUCCCUCGUAUUUUGGAGUAUGUGAGUCAAAGUGGUCGCCAAGACCUGUUCGACAUCACGAAUCUCAGCGAUGCCGUAAAGAUGACACGUCAAAUGCUAAAAGGUCUCAAGGGAGUCGAAAACGUCUACACCCAACACAAUUGUUUACUCAAGGAAAUUUUGGACGAAGUCUUCAAAGGACGACCGCUCGACCAGCAAUUUCCGAGUAUCGGCAACCAAGUGCCGUAUCGACGACCGCCGCAAGAGGUGAUUGUUUUCACAAUUGGAGGUGUCACGUACGAGGAGGCCUACGAAGUGCAUAAACUAAAUCAAGCGGGUUACAAAGUCAUCUUGGGCGGAACCACAAUUCACAAUUCGAAUUCCUUCUUGAACGAGUUGCUCGAUGCCACGAACGGGAUUCAGUUCAAGCAUAAUCGACUCUUGCAAGCAUUCCAUAGUCCGGAGGGCGUCUAAAGACUUUUACUUUAAAACGAAUUAAAUUAACGUAUAACAAUAAACUUUAAUCAGUACAGAAUGUAUUAAUUGGCUAGACAAUCUUUUAGCAUAGUUUCACGAUCGGCAUUGACUUUUUUCACAAAUGUCUCGCUGCGUGACGUCAAACAACCUGUGGAAUGAUUUUUCAACUCGUAUUGCACCUUUUUCAUGGCCGGGCAAUGUAUUUGGUAGUAGAGAACGGCACAAAUUAGAUUCCACAGCGUGAAUUCGGGCCAUAAAGUGUCCGUGAAGUAUACCACAGAUGCAGAUGACUAAAAU
This is a messenger RNA of Culicoides brevitarsis, 2053 nucleotides long. RefSeq names its product vacuolar protein sorting-associated protein 45 (gene Vps45). The transcript is spliced from 2 exons. Gene Ontology annotation, biological process: vesicle-mediated transport; intracellular protein transport. Bases 35 to 1753 code for a protein of 572 amino acids. Lineage: Eukaryota; Metazoa; Arthropoda; Insecta; Diptera; Ceratopogonidae. The record is from RefSeq and is a predicted model, not a curated record. Gene Ontology annotation, cellular component: Golgi membrane.